CUAUCGUUCUGUGCUCUGUGAGUGUUCUGUGUCGUGCCGUGUUUCCAUCAGUUUUCGUGUUUGGUAUAUCCUCUCUGCUCAUGUGUGUGUCUAUUUAAUCUAUUGUUUUGCUUCAUUUUAUCUUGCGACCACUGCGCUGAGCUGUGGAAGUUACUAAUAAUAAUAUAUCUUUGAAUAUUUUUAAUUAACUGAUUGCUGUAGGAUUUUAAACAUGACCCAACCACAUAGCAGAAAGCGAGUCUGUUAUUACUAUGAUAGUGAUAUUGGAAAUUAUUAUUAUGGCCAAGGGCAUCCCAUGAAACCACAUAGAAUACGUAUGACACACAAUCUACUUUUAAAUUAUGGCUUAUAUAGGAAAAUGGAAAUUUAUCUUCAGAAAUCUGCAUCAACUGGGGUGGUGGAUUACAUCAUGCAAAAAAAUCUGAAGCAUCUGGAUUUUGUUAUGUCAACGACAUAGUUCUAGGCAUUUUGGAACUCCUGAAAUAUCACCAACGUGUUUUGUAUAUUGACAUUGACGUACAUCAUGGAGAUGGUGUUGAGGAAGCAUUUUAUACUACAGAUCGUGUGAUGACAGUGUCAUUUCAUAAGUAUGGUGAAUAUUUUCCUGGAACUGGAGACUUGCGAGACAUUGGUGCUGGAAAAGGAAAAUAUUAUGCCGUUAAUAUUCCACUUCGUGAUGGCAUGGAUGAUAGUGCAUAUGAAAGCAUUUUUGUACCUAUAAUAAGCAAGGUUAUGGAAACAUUCCAGCCUAGUGCUGUUGUUCUACAAUGUGGUGCUGAUUCAUUGACAGGGGAUCGUCUGGGAUGCUUUAAUUUAACAGUAAAAGGUCAUGGAAAAUGUGUAGAAUUUGUCAAAAAAUAUAAUCUUCCAUUCAUGAUGGUAGGUGGUGGUGGAUACACCAUCAGAAAUGUAUCUAGAGCAUGGACUUAUGAAACUUCAGUUGCUUUAGGAGUUGAAAUUGCUAAUGAAUUGCCCUACAAUGAUUAUUUUGAAUACUUUGGACCUGACUUUAAAUUACAUAUCAGUCCCAGUAACAUGGCCAAUCAAAAUACUCCUGAAUAUUUAGAGAAAAUCAAAAGCAGAUUAUUCGAAAAUCUAAGAAUGUUGCCACAUGCCCCUGGAGUUCAAGUACAAACCGCCCCUGAGGAUGCUAUAAAUGAGGAGUCUGAUAGUGAAGAUAAGGUCGACAAAGAUGAAAGACUUCCACAAAAAGACUUGGACAAAAGAAUAGUUCCAGAAAAUGAAUUUUCUGAUAGUGAAGAUGAAGGUGAAGGUGGAAGAAGAGAUAAUAGAAGCUACAAAGGUAGGAAACGCCCCCGUUUAGACAAAGGAGGUGAAAAUAAAGAAUCAGGAGAGGAUAAAAUUAAAGAAGAUGUAAAACUGGACAAAGGUCCAGUAGAACAGGAAAAUAGAUGAAAAUAUCCAUCUGUACUUGGAUAGGGUUUUAUCAACAAUAUUGUGAUCAAGCCUACAUCAAAAAUACU
This is a messenger RNA of Leptinotarsa decemlineata (Colorado potato beetle), 1484 nucleotides long. It is a transcript of the gene HDAC1, whose product is annotated as Histone deacetylase 1. Gene Ontology annotation, biological process: heterochromatin formation. Gene Ontology annotation, cellular component: NuRD complex. Gene Ontology annotation, molecular function: histone deacetylase activity. The record is from RefSeq and is a predicted model, not a curated record. Lineage: Eukaryota; Metazoa; Arthropoda; Insecta; Coleoptera; Chrysomelidae.